Messenger RNA from Rhinocladiella mackenziei CBS 650.93, 1314 nucleotides. RefSeq lists its product as uncharacterized. The record is from RefSeq and is a predicted model, not a curated record. Lineage: Eukaryota; Fungi; Ascomycota; Eurotiomycetes; Chaetothyriales; Herpotrichiellaceae. Bases 1 to 1314 code for a protein of 437 amino acids. Gene Ontology annotation, biological process: CENP-A containing chromatin assembly; chromosome segregation. The transcript has a single exon.
AUGGCGCCUGUCCUCGUCAAAUCUCUCAAUAGACUGUCACGAGAAGCAGUGAUCGAUCUUGCGCUGAAAUGGCUACAACCAAAUCGCACGUCCACGCCCUACCUCUUGAGCAAUCGCAGACUAUUCGAGGCCGAUGAGGAAGACUAUCUGCACACUCCAGCCAAGAGCAUCGAAGCCCUGCGCACGAUAUAUCAUCAACUCAAGGAAGAGAGCACACAUAUUUCCAAGCGGGAUGUCAUUGACCGGAUCGUUGAUGGCGAUUGGCGCAGAGGACUGUCAUUACAACAACAUGCGAUGACUGACUUUGCAUACCUGGAACAAAAUGACACUGCCCUGAGAUGGAGCGCCCUUCGACUUGUGCCCCUUGAAGCAGAAGAGCAGAAACUCCCUGGGGACGACGAAUCUCAACCUCCGACAAAGAGGCGCAAACUAAGCAACCAUGAAAACAACCUCAAAUAUCCGCAAGUCUCUGCUCAGGCCUUCGUGUCCGCGCUCAAGGAGGAAAUCUCUCCUCUGGUCAAAGCAGACUACCACCUUCACCGAAUGCCUCCACCGUAUAAGCUCGACAUAAUUCGACUUUACAUCACACCACAUGCGGCAUUCGGGCCUACGCGGUCAACUAUUCCCCGACGUGCCAAAUAUGCCACAGAUGCGGGGAGAGUUAUGUACAUCGCACUUCCUGACAGCUGCCCCAACGUUUACAUCUCCUUGUCCGGUUCCUCGGGUUCGAGCGGGAGGGCCAAAGGUGCCAGAGACUCGAAGGGUAGAGCCAUGGCGAAAGUGGAUAUCGCGGCCAUGAAGAAGAUCGUCCUAGAAGCAAUACCAAAGGCGCUGUCUCGGCCACAAGAAAGAUGGGCACUCGAAUCAACAAAACUCACCGCAAGGUCCCUCCGCAGCAUUUGUGAACUGAGAGGCAACCAAAGGCCUGGAACAGGAGGAGGGGCAUACAGCGCCUUUGCAGGGGACAGUCAAACUCCAAAUCAGAGCCCGGUCGACGUUCAAAUUCGUAAGGAAGUCGAAACGCGCGAUGAGAGGCAAAUACUUGUUGAAAAGCGGUUUGGUCAGAUGACGGGGAAGCGCCACGCUCCGCUGGACCGGGUGCACGUAAAAAUCAAUAAUGUGAUCCCAAAAGAUCUGGAGGGUUAUUCAGAGUGGGGAGAAGAACAAACAGGAGAUAUUGGUCUCACGUUUUCAGGCGGCGAUGUGUUCUCGGGAUUGAAAAAUCUUGCACAGUUGGAGCCAGGUUAUGUUGAUCUGGAUAAGCUCCCUGCUUGGAUGACUGGCGAAUUAGGAGUUAGUAGCCUGGCUGUUUAG